GGAGGGGUUGUACAUAGCUGGAUUUUUACAGAUAUGCAUUGAUCUGUGCAUUAAAACGGUCUGAAAUUAUGUGUAAGACAUAGUAGAUGGUGCUCCUUUGUAAAAAAAUAUAGCGUAUUUUAUUGUGAUAUAUUCAAUACUACACAAUUUACCCUUUUACAGUGAACAAUUUAGAGUGUUUUAACAUUUUCAGAGAAUUGUGUAACCAUCACCACUAUCUCAUUGUGGAACAUUUUCAUCACUUCUAAAAAACAUCCUAUACCCAUUAAUCCGGUCACUCCCCAUUUUUCCAUCCUCCUUGCUCCUAGUAGGCACCAAUCUGGUUUUUUUCUGUACGGACUUGCCUGUUAUAUACAUUUCAUUAAAAUGGAAUUCUUUGGCCUUCUGUGAGUGGCAUUUUUCAGCGAGCGUAGUGUUUUCAUGACCCAUGCAUGUUAUGUAUCAGUACUUUGAGUUGAGGGACAGAAACUGGGAGAUAUUAACAAGAUACUGUCGAUCAUUUUGAUUUUUAACAAUACAUACUAAGAAAAAAAAAAAGCUACACAACUGCCCCUUAUGUUUCUGGAAACCAAGGAAAUGUGUAUAACUAAGGGAAUAUUAACCAUUAUUCAAAAGCAGGUUAAAAAAUACAGCACAAAAACUGGUUAUUUUCAGGGAUCGAAUAAGCUUUAGUAAUUAGAAAUCUAUUAAUACAUUCACCAUUAAUUAAAGAAAAUUAUGCCAUCACUAAAGUCAACACUGAAUCUUAAUAAUAAUUUAGCUGUUAAUAAUUUAGCAGUAGGUUUAUUGUUAAGUGUGCAUGACAGAUACUUCCAAUAAUGACAGAAAUAAGGAAAAUACACUUGUUAGUCAAUAUAUAUUUUGUGUUUGUCUGUAAAGGUAGAUAUGUGAAAUAAAUACAGGUUUCGAAAAUUGGAAGGGCAAAAUUAUCUUUAUUCUUAGAUGAUUAUCAUUGUGUAUCUGGAAAACUAAAAAUAGCAUAUUGAUAUAAUAAGGUAAUUCAAUAAGUGGUUGUUAGAAAAGUUACAUAAAUAAAUGAGUGUUUUGUAUAUAAUUAGAUUGGUAAUAUCUGUGAAAUAUAAUAGAAGAAUAGAUCCAAAAUAGGUGAAUAAAUUAUUUCAAUCACUUGUAUUAGCACCUAAGAAGAAUUGUAUAAUGCUCCUUUGAAAAAUACGUUAAAAUACCAGAGUGAUGUUAAAAAAAAAAAGUGGUGCUUAAAAAAUAGGAAAUUGUAUCUUGGCUUUUUUCUUUUUUAUAUACUACAACCCAAAUCACAGAAGGAAAGGAAACACAUUUUCAAGCAAGCCUCCAAAGCCAGAUCAUUAAAGAAAAGGGCUAGCAUAUUUAACUCGAUUAAAUGAAAACUGUGUGCAAAAUAUCAGCACAGAUAAAAUUAAAAAACCUAACUUUUUCGCACUUAAGAAGUAUGACAGUAAAAGGAGCUAAAUUUCCUAACACACAGGAUGUUUAAAGAAAGCAGUAAAAUCAAUAUAAAUAGGAAAAACAUAUGAAAAGAUGUCUCACAUAAAAAUUAAGACUAACGGCUAGUGCACUUUUAAAGCUUGCUCAGGUUUACUGACAAAUAUAUUCACAUCGAAAGAAUGAGGUGUUAUACUUUUCCUUAUCACAAUGUUAAGGAAUGCUGGUCCCAGGUAAAAAGCUAGAAUAAUCUGUGUCUUUUGAGAUUUCCUUGCAGCUCUGGAGAUAAAUGAGUUAACUCCUGUAACGCCCCUUUCCUUCUGAGGACAGUGUGGUGGUUAAUUUGGUUCUAUUCCCAGGGUAUGUUCUUACUCAACUCAAGGAGAAGUCGUAAAAAUAGGGAGGAGGCAUAGGCCAGAAAUCCAUGGUUUAGUCUACUAUGCCCUACUAUACUGAGAUCAUGUACUGUGGAUGGAGGAACCUGGGUAAGGUCAGACAGUUCUUGUCUGUUUCUGUCUCCUACAUCCCUUUUUCAACCCUAAUCAAAUGUCUUCACUUUUGUAUACAUUUUCUCAUUUUUAAAGUGUGGGUAACAGGUCAGCUGUGAGGCUCCAAAAUGAUAUGAGUAGGUGGGCAAAGUAAGAAUGUGUUGAAUAUUAGCUGUUAGUGUCAUCCCCUGGAAGUUCAUGAGAAGAGAUAGGAGGGGACCCCACAAAACUAGCCCUUUACCAGCUGUUGAACUUUUGUGUAUCCUGUGCCCAGUGGUUAAGCCCUGGGCUACUAAUGGAAAGAUUGGUGGUUUGAAUCCACCUAGUGGCUCUGUGGAAGAAAGACCUGGCAAUCUGUUCCCAAAACCAUUACAGCCUAAAAAAUCCUCAGGGAGAGUUCUACUCUCUCACAUGUGUUUGCUAUGAGUUGAAAUAAACUCAGUCACCUUUCAGCAAUAGAAAGAAUUAAGAUAUGAGGUCUAUUUUAAAUAAAGAGAAGCACCGUGCUAAAGAGGAAGGUGAAUGUGUCAUUUUUGCAAAAGCUGUUUUAUGAUGACAACCUGGCAUACAGCUGAGUGUGUCUGAGUCCACAACGUUGUGUCAGACAUUCUAGCACAGCAACUAGAAACCAGAGGUUUGGAGUGAGGCCACCUGUGUUCAAAUUCCAGCUUCACCAUUGUGUGAAGUGGGGCUAAUCCCUUAAACUCUUUACAGGUCCAAGCCUUCAGUGUAAUGGGCAUGUAAUAGAUUGCUUUGAGCACAGGUGUAAGUUAUGUUAAACACUGCAUGGAGAGAUCUUAGAACGUGGCCAUUGCAGGGUGAGUGGUCAGGAUCUCACUUUCCCAAUAGUGCGUUUCUCAAACUGUGAAUCAUCCCUGACUUCUACCAGCAUUCCAAAAUAAAAAUAAGGGGCUUUCUCAGAUCCCCUUAUUCUUAAGAAAACAAAACAAUAGGCUGCUAUACUUUGAAGAAUCAGAGUUGGGGAAUGGGAUCCUAGUCAACUAUAAGACACUUCCUCACCAUGACCCUGGUACCUAGACUCUGGGUUAUUUAAAAAGCAAGAAGGGGACCAUUCACAUGCAAAAUUAUUUGUGGGCCUAGAGAAAUUUUAAGAGGCUUCUCAAAAUAUAAGAGUCUUUAAUUUUAUUCUGAUAAUGAUUUGCUCUAGUUGAUUUAUCUGAAUCUGUAUAUUAGUAAACUCUUCCUUGAGUUGGGUCAAAGACAGUUAAGUAUAAGACAUAGUUUCAAAACAUACAGAUUGGGGUCCGUAGUGAGUUCCAGGGAAUUCAUGAUCAAAAAAAAAAAAAGAAAUGACCACAAGAUAGCAUUGAACAACGAUCUAUUUAUUGGUGUCACCCCCUCACCUUGCACUGGCAGACAAAUGCAAGGGGCGGUUCCCCACAGCAAGAGGUCUUCCACAGGCAAGUGGGCUGCAGGGAGCUGACUGCCGAUGAGUGAGGCAAGAACGUUCUUAAAACCAGUGGCGAUUUUUCCUUGUUAGAUGGUUUUAUUUCAUAAUUAAAGAUAAAUGAGAAGUAAAAUGGGUUGUCCAUCUUCCCUGGGUAAGAACACUGUCAUGCAGUAAGACCACCUCCUGCAUUUGGCUGCCAAUGACAGUAUGGUUGUGGCACCAAUAAAUAGAUUGUUGCUCAGUGCUGUCUUGCUGUCACCUCUUGUGGUCUAAUAAGCAGAAGGGUUUGCUGUAAGGCUGGGGAACAGGGCACAGGUAGGCUAGGACAAAAUGUGUCCCUGUGGGAAAGGGGCAGGGAAGCAAGGCCAGCACAGAGCAGCAUAUUCUCCCUCCCUCCCAAUUUUGUAGCCAAGAUGGAAAAAUUUACAGCCACACCUCUGUAUCUAAAAUUUUAUUUUAACCUUCAUUUCACUUGCAGUCAAUCAAUAACAUGUUGAAACUUUUCAUUCAUUCUCUUUAUCUUGUGUAAGUUAUUUUGUGUCUUUUCUUUCCCUUUCAUUCUUAUUGUGACUACUUAUUCCAGGCCAUCUUUUAAUAACUCAUACCUAUACUAUCAGGAUACUAUCCUGACUUGUCUCUCUACCUUAAAAAUAUCUUCCUUGCAAAGGUUACUAAAUAUGGGGAGCAGUUAUCUUUCAGAAAAUUCUACCUCUGUUACUCUGUUUUUAGAUAUGAACCUAUUAUCCAUCCCCUCAACUCUCCUCUCCCUCUUACCCUAGACCAAUUUAGGGACCCUUGUUCUACAGAGUGUUCUUCCUACACACCCUUCAGGCUGCCGAGGUUCUGCUUUGUUCACACCAUGUUGCCUGGAUUAAAAGAUCUCUCCACUUUUUCCUUCCAAAAUAUUUCCCAUUUUUCAAGUGUUAAUUAUUUUAUUUCCCAUAUUUUUUAUAUGAAAUAUACCUUAAUUCCCUCAUCUCUCCUGAAGCACACACUGUACACCCUCAUUUGUCCCAAUAGACAGCAUCUUGCAUGUUUAUUACAAUUUUUUGUUAAGAAAACAUGUAUUACUUGUUAAGCAAUUAAAAUGUAAAUUCAGAGCAUUGUUAAAAUAAUCAAAACUCAACAAAAUUGAAACAUAAGGUUUAUUCUGAGUAGUUAUUCUAUAUACAUAUAGGGAAACCAUUGUGAUUCCGAAUAAAAAAAAAAAGCAAACGGUGAGACUUAAAAAAAGAGACUUUUUUUUUUUUAAAAAAAAAAAAAGAGACUUAGGCUAGUUAAAAUGAAGCUUAUAAGUAGAAGAGGAGGGAGACGAAUAGAAGAUGAACCAUUGUCUAAUCCUAACGUGAUAGAUUGUAAGUUGCCCUCCCUGCUUUUACUGCAAUCAGUUGAUAUCAGGUCACAAGGUGGUCUCUGUCCCUCCACCCACCUGCAACCAUUAUACCUUUUGAAAUUUAAAUUAAAUAAAACUGGCUUUGGAGAGGAAAAAAAAAUUGGGGAUGACAGAAGCACCCGGCAAGAUUGAUUUGGGGUCAGGAAUUUUUAUGGCUAAUAUUUGAUUUUGUGGGUAGGAAAAAAUUGUAAAAUCAAAGGAAGAUGUCUGUUUCUAAUUUUCCUCUCUGACAAUUUUAAUUUUGAGAUAAACAACUGGAUCUCCAAAGACAAGUUGAGAUUGUUGCUGAGAGCUAAUUUUGGCUGAGUGAUGAUACAGCCAAAGGAGACUUUAAAGACAGAGCCAAAGAAAAGUAAAAGACUUUUUUUUUUUCUGGAGGGGGGACCUAGUUUUAAGAGAAAAACAACAUGAAAAUUUGGCAGUGAAAAAGACAAAGACAUUUGAUUAAUGGCUAGAUGCGAUCCAUAUACCCUUAAGGCACUGGCUCUCAAACUCUAGGGAACAUCAAAGUCAUUUGUAUUUAUCUUUUAUAUUUAUUUUGUUUCAUCUUAUCUAAAAAAUAUGAACUUGAAUAGAUGUUUUAAUUACUCAACACAAUUAAAGCACAUCUCACUGGACCCCAUGCCAGAGUUUCUGAUUCAGCAGAUCUAGGGCACAUUGAGCCAAGAAAAUUUGCCUUUAUAACAAGUUCCUAAGUGAUGCUGCUCUUGUGGAGCCAGGGGUCACUGGUCUAGGGAACUGGGAGCUGAGGACAGACAAUUUUGGUAAGAAGUAUAAAGUUAUUUGUUGCAAAUCCUGAGGUGAGUUCAUAGAGAAAAUGAAUGUAUGAAGGGAUCACACUGAUUUUGGAAAACAGAAGGUCAUUUACAGACUUCGUUUUGUUUUUUGUUUGUUAGCUGCUUCACUGGUUUUACAACAUAAGUUAUCAGUGGGUUUGUGGAGGAGAUAGAUGAAUUGGAAGGUGGUAACAGAUAUCAAACAAUUUUCAGGAAGUUUUGUUAGUGGGUAUGAAGUAUACGGUGGGAGAAAUUAUUUAUGGGGGAACAGCGUUAUGCAGAAUUGACUUUGAAGGGUUAGAUGAGUUGAUUCUGACUCAUAACCACCUUAUGUACGACAGAAGGAAACACUGCACAGUCCUGCAACACCCUCAGAAUUGUUAUACUUGAGCCCAUUAUUGCAGCCACUGUGUUAAUUCAUCUUCUUGAGAUUUCUACUUUUUUGCUGACCCUUUACCAAACAUGAUGUCCUUCUCUAGGGACCCGUUCCUCCUGAUAACAUGUCCAAAGUAUGUGAGAUGAAGUCUCACCAUCCUUGCUUCUAAGGACAUUCUGGCCGUACUUCUUCCAACAUGGAUUUGUUCAUUCUUCUGGCAGUCCAUGAUAUAUUCAGUAUUCUUCACCAACACCAUGAUUCAAAUGCAUCAGUUUUUCUUAGGUCUUCCUUAUUCCUCGUCCAGCUGUUGUAUGCAUAUGAGGCUAUUGAAAAAUGCCAUGGCUUGGGUCAGGCGCACAUUAGUCCUCAAAAUGACAUCUUUGUUUUUAAACACUUUAAAGAGACCUUUUUCUGCAAAUUUACCUAAUGCAAUAUGUCGUUUGAUUCCUUGACUACUGCUUCUAUAGGUUCUAAAACCAAAACCAAACCUGUUGCUGUGAAGGUGAUUCCAACUCAUAGUGACCCUUACAAAUAACAUCAACAUUUUUGCUGAGCUUUUGAGUAUUUACUUGCAUAAUGGUAUUCAAAAUGUAGGAAAGAAAGGAAAAAGUGAGAUAGCAAACCCUCGGGUGCAUAAAUUAUAUCAUGAUCAAGACAAAAGGCAUAACUUCCAUAUCGAUGGUAUUAAAAACAAACAAACCAUUUGCCAUUCAGUUCCCACUCAUAGUGACCCUAUAGGACAGAGUGGAACUGCUCCAAUGGGUUUCCAAGGAGUGGCUGGUAGAUUCGAACUGCCUACCUUGUGGUUAUCAUCCAAACGUUUAAUCUCUGUGUCUCCAGGGCCCCAUCAGUUGUAUAGUUUGAGAAAAGCAAACGUGCAUUCAUUGAAUAGAUUAGAUUAAGAAUCCAAAAUACUGGGCAAAAUUAUGGAUAUAGUUGGCAUGGCCUCAUAGUGGGAUUCUGCACAGGUUACCUCCCCUGAAUGUCACUUAUGAAUGUAUCAAUUAAACAGUUAUACUAAGACAUCAGUGUAGAUUCCAUUGUACAGUACAGCACUAUGGAUAUAUAAAGGAAGGAACAACUCUUCCUCUAAGACAAGUGGAAAUGAAGACAAAAAUAAGAGAGAAAGAGAGUAUAUUGGUGGAGAAACAAAGGAAAUCUUUACUAUUCUUAGCCUCGGAGAUGAUGGAGUAACCCACUGAGAAAGGAGAGAAUGGGAAGAGUGGUGAGAGCUAAGAACAGCUGGGAAGAAUGUGCUAGGAGAAUAGCAAGGUGAAAAGGAAAGCUGACCAAGCAGUAAUGAAUAACAACACUUAAUAAAUGACUCCAAGAAAUUUUAUUGGCCUAGGUAAUUAAGCAGGAAAUUUGGCUGAAAACACCUGAUUCACUGAACAAGCUCCUAGAAGCCAACAGCAGCAACAUUGUGGAAUCGGCCUAGAAGACAAACACUUCUAAGACAUGUGAAAUGAAUGUGAGUACUUUUUCUGCACAAUUCAAAUACUUCAGUUCUACUUUGAAGUGAUCAGUAAAUUUAGGGACAGGUUUUGAUAAAAUAUAAAAUGAUAGAGAAUAGAGGGUAGUUUUCUGUUGUCCAUGUCCCUAAUAAAUUGCCCAAAUAUUUCUAUCUAAGAUAUCUCAAAUCCUUUCAUAAGGUUUGACUCUAAGUGUCAGUGGUUGCUAUCUAUUUCAGAUCAUAAAGACAACUUUUUUUAAAGAACAUAAAAUAUAAUUGACAUACAUAUAUAAAGCAAGUACAUGCCAAAUAUUUUACUUAAUUCAUUAAUGAUUGACAGAAUUAGAUAUCCAACUGAUUCAGCAUCAAAAUGAAAAUUUCACGUAUAAAAGGCCAAACAAGCAAGGCUGAGAAAAAUAACAAGUAGGUGCAAAACAGGUCUAUCUACAGAGAAAAUAUGAAUUACUCUCCACUAAAACAAAACUAAUUUGUAUUUCUAAGGACAAUAAUUUGCACUAUUAACAGUUUAAUACAACUUUCCCAAUUGUAGGAUAGCUCAAAGACAAAUACAAAGAUAACCCAGUGUCCUAGACAGGAAAAUCAGUUUUUUCCCUAUUUCAGAAGUUUUCACGAUUUUUCCUGAUACUGGCACAAAGAAGGGAGAUGAAAUGAGUAGUGAAAAUGGUAUUAGUUAAGUGUCUUCUUAUCAAAUAAUUAUGGUGAUAAUUUGUAUAUGCAUUAUUUAAUUGAAUCAAAAGAAUGAUCCAAUGAUAACGCUUACACAGUAGGUUGAAUAAGGGUACUCAAAAAAUGUAUAUGAGAUCACAAAGCUUGUAAACAGCUGAUCUAAAAUUUGUACUCAGGACUGACUGGUCCCAAAUUUGUGCACUUUCUCACUACAUAUUUCAAUACAAGGUAUAUGAAAUUCUAUUUGAAUUAGAUGUGGAAUAUGGGCCUUAAUCAACAUAGAAUGACAAGGUGGAUGAUUUGGACUUGACUGAUAACCAUUUUCAGUCAUUCAGUUAAUGGGAUUAUUUGUGUUCAAUUACCUCCUGAAGACUUGGUGGUGUUACUCUUGUAUGGCAUGGAAUACCUGCACAUGUUUCAGAGAAAGUGAACCUGAGAAAGUAGAAGAGUAAACUCCCUUGACUAAAUCACAAGUUGUUCAUUUUAUUUUUUUAGAGUCAUUGAUUAAACACCCAGAGAAAUGAACAACUUCACCUCUGUGACCAUGUUCUUCCUAAUGGGGUUUUCUGAUGUUCGGGAGAUCCAGAUCUCACAUGCUGUGUUGUUUUUGCUGCUAUACCUGGCAGCUGUACUGGGGAACGUUCUCAUCAUCACUCUCACAAGCAAGGAUCAUCGGCUCCACACCCCUAUGUAUUUCUUCCUGCAGAACUUGUCCUUUCUGGAUCUCUGCCUCAUUUCCAUCACUGUUCCCAAAUCCAUCGCAAACUCUCUGGCUAAUCACACCACCAUCUCAUUUCUCGGCUGUGUUUCACAGGUAUUUUUCUUCUUCCUCUCAGCCACUACAGAAGUAUCUCUACUCACAGUGAUGUCUUAUGACCGCUACGUUGCCAUCUGCCACCCACUGAGGUAUGAAGUCAUCAUGAGCCAUGGAGCCUGUGUGCAGAUGGCAGCUUCCUCAUGGGUCAGUGGAGUUCUCAAUGCAAUUCUGCACACAGCUUCUACCUUCUCCAUACCUGUGUGUGGGUCUCCUGAAGUUCAUCAGUUCUUCUGUGAUGUUCCACAACUGCUGUCCCUAGCCUGUUCUUAUAAUACUGUGGAAUUAGUAGUCAUUGUGCUCAGCCUGGUGUUAGAUUUUGGCUGUUUUGUGUUUAUUGAUAUCUCUUACAUUCACAUCUUCUCCACUGUUCUGAGAAUCCCAUCCAGAGAAGGCAGGUCUAGAGCUUUCUCCACGUGCUUGCCUCACCUCACUGUUGUGACUCUCUUUCUCUUUUCUGGUUUUUUUGCCUAUUUACGACCUUUACCCAAAUCUCCAUCACCCUUGGAUUUGCUGGUGUCGGUAUUCUAUACUACAGUGCCACCCAUCAUGAAUCCCAUCAUCUACAGUCUGAGAAAUAAGGAUAUGAAGAUGGCAUUAAAGAAACUUAAAGAGUGGGCAUUGCCCUUCAAAUUAGGAGAGUUAAUGCCACAUAUAUCAUGAUCUUUCAAUCACUGACAGAAUUGUCUGAAUAAUCUGGUUGCCUAGUCUGAAAAUAAUAUUGGAUAUUUAAAGUAAGAACUACCAUGAAAACUCUUUAAAUUGCUAUUAAUGGGCACUGUCUAUUAGUAGAUGAAGUGAGUGGAAAAACCAGUAGUUCCAUUUAUAAUUGGGCAGAUAUAUGCUAACCUUGUAUUUAUCAUGUUAAUUGAAAAACAAACAAUAAACAAUUAUUUUCCAGUUAGUUCUGACUCUUGGUGACUACAUUUGUGGAGAGUACAACUGGGUCCAUAAGGUUUUCAAGGCUGUGACCUUUCAGAACCUGAUGUCUGGCCUUUCUUCGGAGGCCUCUGGGUGAGUUUAAACAUUCGGCCUUUCAAUUAGUUGUUGAGGACUUAACCAUUUGGUGCAGUGGUUAAGAGCUAUAUCUGCUAACCAAAAUGUUGGCAGUUUGAAUCUACUGUUGGCUCCUUAGAAAUCCUAUGGGGCUGUUCUACUCAGUCUUAUAUGGUUGUUAUGAGUCAGAAUCUACUCGGCUGCAAUGGGUUUGUACGAUUUUUGUUUUUGUUUGUUUGCUGUUUUUUUUUUAAGACUCCUUAUAGGGACACUUUUGAAUUCCAACAAUGCUUCAUGACUUCUGGAUAUUCAACUCACUUAUGAUCAUAACACUAUUUCUCUAUUCCUGAUGUAGUGUUAUACUUUCCUGCUCCAGUUAUGAGAUUACCUUUACUUAGAUUUCUUCAGCCUAGUCCACUUUCUCCUGUUAGAUGUUUUCUUAAUACCAUUUCCCUAUCUAUCGUAGAACUUACCUUAGUUGUAAUUUGAGAUUUAUUUCUCUAAGGCUUUGUUAUGUUUUUCUUCAUUACACUGUGUGAUCCUUGUGGACAGGGGCUGUAUCUCUUAUGUCUUGCUUAGUGUGUGGCCUAGAAUAGAAAUAAAGUGAGUAUUUAUUUAAUAUAUUAAUGGACAAUAUCUACGUCUUUUCCUGGUCCCACAAAACUUUUAUUAUUUCUUUAUCAUUAAUCUGAGCUUAACCUGGAAACUCUGGUGGUGUAGUGGUUAAGUGCUACGGCUGCUAACCAAGAGGCUGGCAGUUCGAAUCCACCAGGCGUUCCUUGGAAACUCUAUGGGGCAGUUCUACUCUGUCCUAUAAGGUAGCUAUGAGUCGGAAUCGACUCGAUGGCAGUGGGUUUGGUUUUGGUUUUUGAGCUUAAUCUAUUAUCUCUAUAUUUGUAAUGGAUUGAGUUCUAAUUUAUUCCAAAGGUAAUGGAUUAUAAUAAGUUCUGUGGUAGUUAUGGACCUAUGCACAUAUGUAGUUCACAUGAUCAGAAACUGUAUUUUCCACAUGGGCAAAUAACUAAUGUGUUUGUGCAAUAUAGAGAGAUAAAGCAUUUGUGUGAUUGAGUGGAUAUGUAUGCAUUUUGUAGAAAAAAGUAUUUACAUGACUGUAAAAUACACUGGCUCAUGUUCAGGCAGUUGAAAUGUACCAUAUACAUGCAUGUUGUGUAGCAAAUGAACUGACCUCAUCCGCUGCGAGAAGCCCCAUUUAUUCUACUUAUAUCCCCGCAUGUUAGGCUUUUCUCAGUUUCGACUUGAGUGUCUCUUCCAUCCAAAACCAAAUAAAAUUUAAUGAUGUAUUUGUUGACAUUAUUGGGGAUUUGCAUUGGCAGAGUACUUUUCCUGGAAACGUGAACAUCUUCAAUCUUGCAUAUGGUAGUCAGAAUGGUGCAAAAGUUGUGUAAGUCCUAAUUUGCAGAACCGUAAAUAUAUUACCUUACAUGGACAAAAGGGACUUUGCUGAUGUUAUUAAGGUUAAGGACCUUAAUAUGGAAAAUUAUCCUGGGUUAUCCAGGUGGGAACAACCUAAUCCCAUAAAUUCUUAAAAUCAAAGGAACUUUUUCAACAGAAGUCAGAAAACCAGAUAGAUGGCAUUGUGAGAGGAACUUGACCAGCAACUGCUGUCUUUGAAGAUUGCAGAAGGUGUCCAUGAUUCAAAAAUACCCAUGGCCUCUUGAAUCUGAAAACUUUAAGGACACAAUUUUUCCAGAAAAGAAUGAAUCCCAUCAAAACCUUGAUUUUAGCCCAGUGAGACUCAAGUUGAACUUCUGAUCUUCUUUCUAUUGGGUCACUAUGAGUCGACUGUGACUCAGCAGGAACAGGUUUUUUUU
This is a messenger RNA of Loxodonta africana (African savanna elephant), 11645 nucleotides long. Its product is annotated as olfactory receptor 14A16-like. Gene Ontology annotation, biological process: G protein-coupled receptor signaling pathway. Gene Ontology annotation, molecular function: olfactory receptor activity; G protein-coupled receptor activity; odorant binding. Gene Ontology annotation, cellular component: membrane. The transcript has a single exon. Bases 8524 to 9480 code for a protein of 318 amino acids. The record is from RefSeq and is a predicted model, not a curated record. NCBI's taxonomy places the organism in Eukaryota, Metazoa, Chordata, Mammalia, Proboscidea, Elephantidae.